Messenger RNA from Naegleria fowleri, 255 nucleotides. RefSeq lists its product as uncharacterized. The record is from RefSeq and is a predicted model, not a curated record. NCBI's taxonomy places the organism in Eukaryota, Heterolobosea, Eutetramitea, Acrasida, Naegleriidae. The transcript is spliced from 2 exons. The coding region runs from base 1 to 255 and encodes 84 amino acids.
AUGAAUCGAGUUACCAAGCCAGGUGGUAAAAUUUUAUUAUUGGAACAUGGAAAAUCAAACAAAUAUCAAUGGUUGACAAAUUACUUGGAUGCUUGGAGUAUUGAACGUGCUAAAAAGUGGGGCUGUUGGUGGAAUAGAGAUAUUGAGUCCAUUGUUAAAGAAUCUGGUUUGCAUGUCGUGAAAAAAGAGGUGCAUCAAUUAGGAACAUGUUAUUACUACAUUGCUCAAAAGAGAGUGAACAAUAAUAAUACUUAA